UUUUUUGUGUUAGUUUAAUAAGUGUUGAAGGUGUUUUGGUGUAGGUUGGGUUGCCUAUCGUGCAGCGUAAUUCACCGGCAAACUGACACUGACAUUUCUCACCGGACUCGCCUCAUUCACAUCAUCACAACUUUAUCCGCAGAAUGUUUUAAACAAAUACGCCGUUAGAAAUAAUAUUUAUUAAAAUGUUACCGACAUUUACGCAAGUUCAUCUAUUUCUGCUGAUAAUAACACUGAAUACUACGCGGGGAAUUGUGAACUAACAGGAAUAUGCACCGCAACAACAUGAGAAACGAUCAAUCGUAAAAUCAUCAAAAUUUGCAUGAAAUGCAAUAAAUCACGACUGAAACAAGUAUUUAGAGCUAGUCAUUUCCUUGAAUAACCUGUUUUACAAUGAUGAUGAUGGAGAAAGCAAUGGGUGAGAAUGUGGAGCUGCAACAACUCGUCGACGAAGAAAUCGAAGAGGAAAUCGUCCAAUUCCAGCUGCAGCCACAUCAUUACAUCAAAGAAGACCGAGGCUACAAAUUAAGAUGCUUCAAAUGUCCGUAUUUGGGCCUUAUACUGGCCAUCCUCAGCUCAUUAUUCUUCUCUCUAUGUUCUGUCAUUGUGAAAUGGAUGCGCGAUGUGGAUCCGAUCGCGCUUGCAGCUUACCGGUACAUUGGCGUGCUGCUACCUGCAAUUCCGAUUGUCAUCUAUAAGCAGGAGCCGUUAUUUCCGCAAGGCAAGCGAAUCAUGCUGCUUCUGCGCUCGAUAACCGGCACCACUGCAUUGAUGUUAAGCUUUUACGCCUUCCGACAUAUGCCACUGGCGGACGCAAGCGUUAUUGUCUUCAGCGUGCCGGUAUUCACCGCGAUAUUUGCGCGGAUGUUCCUGAAAGAACCCUGUGGCUGGUUCAAUGUAAUCACCGUCUUGAUGACGUUGAUCGGCGUGGUACUUGUAACGCGACCGCCAGUUUUAUUUAGUAAUACGAUCGCUUCACUCGGGGAGCAGGAUCAUGGCGAGACUGAGAUUUGGAGCGCUGUGGCCGCGUUCACAUCGACGUUAUUCGGUGCGAAUGCAUAUGUUUUACUCAGGGCAUUGAAGGGUAUACAUUUUUCGGUUAUCAUGACUAAUUUUGGUUCAUAUGCGCUUGUGCAAUGUUUGGUUGUUGCUGCGAUGAUAGGCGCGCUGUGUCUGCCACAAUGUGGGCAUGAUAGGCUGUUGGUGGUUGCGUUAGCUUUCUUUAGUUUUCUCGGGCAGAUUUUGUUAACGGUGGCGUUGCAGGUUGAGCAGGCUGGGCCGGUGGCGAUUGCAAGGAGUUCAGAUAUUGUGUUUGCGUUUUGCUGGCAAGUGGCUUUCUUUAAAGAGGCGCCGAAUGUGUAUUCGGUGGCCGGAGCAGUUCUAGUCAUGAGCUCUGUGCUUGUUAUUGGUAUCCGGAAAUGGAUAUUAGCGUUGCCGGAAAGCUCGGCAGCGAGGAAAAAGUUUGCUGUGCUUAUGAAGUAAAACGCACACGAACACAAAUGUAAAUCAGCAUCAGAAGCCUUAAAAGACACACUUGAAAGUAUUAAUUCAUUUAUUUGUUUAUUUAGUCAUUUAGUAUUAAGCGUCUAGUCAUUGAAUGUGAUUUUAUGUAUAAGUUGUUCGCGUUUUAUUUAUGUUUAUAUAAUAUUGCAUUGCAGGGAUUGAUUGCAUUUAUGAAAUCAUAUCGUCAUCAUAUCAUUUGAAUGAACUCGGUUCUGUAUUUAAUCAUGUGUCUUGAUUAUUGAUAAGAUUGCAAAUAAGCAAUGGCAUAAGUGUACAAGUUAUAGGACCAAAGAUAUGUGUGCUAACACUUUUUGUAGUUGAUUAUUAAUGUACUAUAAGUGAUUAAUAAUAUAUUAUCAUUGCCCUACAA
This is a messenger RNA of Dalotia coriaria, 1873 nucleotides long. Its product is annotated as solute carrier family 35 member G1. The transcript is spliced from 2 exons. Lineage: Eukaryota; Metazoa; Arthropoda; Insecta; Coleoptera; Staphylinidae. The coding region runs from base 394 to 1482 and encodes 362 amino acids. The record is from RefSeq and is a predicted model, not a curated record. Gene Ontology annotation, cellular component: membrane.